Molecule: messenger RNA, 1642 nt
Organism: Raphanus sativus (radish)
Lineage: Eukaryota; Viridiplantae; Streptophyta; Magnoliopsida; Brassicales; Brassicaceae
Product: UDP-glycosyltransferase 73D1-like
Exons: 1
Coding region: 68-1570 (500 amino acids)
Molecular function (GO): UDP-glycosyltransferase activity
Source: RefSeq, a predicted model, not a curated record
GCAGAUUGUGUGUGUAUCCUCUAUAUGUUAUGCAUCCUUUAUCUUCAAACAUCUGAUAAACCCAAGAAUGGAAACUAACAUGGUUUCAAAAGCCAAAAGACUUCACUUUAUCUUGAUCCCUCUCAUGGCUCAAGGGCAUCUAAUCCCCAUGGUUGAUAUCUCCAAGAUUCUUGCGAAACAAGGCAACAUCGUCACCAUAGUUUCAACUCCUCAAAAUGCUUCAAGAUUUGCGAAGACAGUUCAACGCGCAAAUUCAGAGUCAGGUCUCCAAAUCAACGUGGUGACAUUCCCAAUUGCCUACAAAGAAUUUGGUCUUCCCGAAAAUUGUGAGACUCUCGACACUUUGCCCUCCAAAGCCCUCUUAAGGAAGUUCUACGACGCUGUGGACAAGAUCCAGGAGCCCCUGGAGAGGUUCCUUGAGCGACAAGAAACCCCUCCGAGUUGCAUAAUCUCUGACAAAUGCCUUUUCUGGACGUCCAAAACCGCUAAAAGGUUCAAGAUCCCAAGGAUUGUGUUCCACGGAAUGUGUUGUUUCUCUCUUUUAAGCUCACACAACGUACAUCUUCAUAGCCCGCACCUCUCGGUUUCUUCAGACUCAGAGCCUUUCUCUAUACCAGAAAUGCCACAUAAGGUCGAGAUAGCAGGAUCUCAGUUACCAGGUGCGUUCAGGAAAUUAGAAAAUAUGGAUGACGUUCGCGAGAAGAUGCGCGAAUCUGAAUCUGAAGCCUUUGGGGUUAUUGUUAAUAGCUUCCAGGAAUUGGAACCUGGCUAUGCAGAGGCUUAUGCUAAGGCCAUCAAGAAAAAGGUAUGGUUCGUUGGACCCGUUUCUUUAUGCAAUGAUCGUAUGGACUUAUUCGAUAGAGGAAACAAUUGUAACAUUGCUAUUAGUGAGACUCAAUGCUUGAAGUUUUUAGAUUCGAUGAGACCAAGGUCUGUCUUAUAUGUUUGUCUAGGUAGCCUCUGUCGACUAAUACCUAAUCAACUGAUAGAACUGGGGUUAGGUUUAGAAGAAUCAGGAAAGCCCUUUAUUUGGGUGAUCAAGACCGAGGAAAAACACAUGAAUGUGCUAAAUGAAUGGCUAAAACGUGAAAUGUUCGAAGAGAGGAUUAGAGGUAGAGGGAUAGUGAUAAAGAGUUGGAGUCCUCAGGCUAUGAUACUAUCACAUGGCUCGACCGGAGGAUUCUUGACUCAUUGCGGUUGGAACUCAGUGAUCGAAGGGGUAUCUUUUGGUGUACCAAUGAUCACAUGGCCGAUGUUCGCUGAACAGUUUCUCAAUGAGAAACUGGUAGUGGAGGUGUUGAAGGUUGGGGUUAGGGUUGGGGUGGAGAUUCCGGUGAGAUGGGGAGACGAGGAAAGAGUUGGAGUGUUGGUCAAGAAACAUAGUGUUGUGAAAGCUACAAAGCUUUUGAUGGAGGAAGAUGGAAAUGAAAGUGGUGAGUUCUUGAGAAGAAGGACACGCGUUCAAGAACUUGCAGUAAAUGCGAGAGGUGCUGUGGAAAUGAAAGGAUCUUCGAGUACUAACGUUAUAUUAUUUAUCCAAGAUAUCUUAGAGAAAUUGAGUGUCGAAUAGACAAGUCAGGUAGUGUAUGCUAAUGUAAAAGACAAUGUUAAAAACUCGUUUUUAAACAAUGAAAAAAAUGCA